Medioppia subpectinata is the source of this 10650-nucleotide messenger RNA. NCBI's taxonomy places the organism in Eukaryota, Metazoa, Arthropoda, Arachnida, Sarcoptiformes, Oppiidae. The record is from the annotation of a GenBank genome assembly.
AUGGGAAAGAUUAUGGAUUUGAAUCGGUUUGACAGCACUUUCUUCGGACUAAUGGAUGAAUUGGUGUUUGAAUUAAAACCUGCGGAGAGAAUGGUAUUGGAAACGGCAUACGAGGCCAUUAUGGACGCGGGCAUAAAUCCGGAACAAUUGCGGGGCAGUCGACGGGUUGGGGUAUUCAUCGGGACGACUGUUUACUCAAACUGUGAUUACAUACGAGACGAGAUUCAGCCGGACGUUAUGACACCGAUGGAGGCAUUCACAAUGAUUAACACUACAAUGGUCAACAUAAUGCUGGCCAACCGACUAUCCUAUGUGUUUGAUUUGAGGGGCCCGUCGAUGGUCAUCGACACCGCCUGCUCGGCCUCUCUCAGUGCGCUCAAUGUGGCACUUAAUGACCUAAAACAGGGUAAUAUCGAUUACGCGGUGAUCGCCGGCAUUCACACAAACCUACAGCCGAUGGCCUUACAUGUGGGACAGGAGACAGGGCUUCUCUCCCCGAGGGGUCAGUGCUGUCCACUCGACGAGUCGGCCGACGGUUUCGUGAAGGGAGAGGCCGUGUGUUGUGUACUCUUACAGCGCCGGCAGUCGGCCUGUCGUGUGUACGCCAGCGUCCGAUCGGCCGGUAUUAACAACGACGGCAAGAAGACUAUCGGUAUGUUUUGCCCCUCCAGUGAGGCUCAGGAGGAGCUUAUGGUCGACACCUAUACCAAGGCUGGCAUCGAUCCCCUCGACCUCACAUACAUUGAGGCUCACAUAACCGGCACUAAGGCCGGAGAUCCGGCUGAAGUGCGGGCAAUAUACCGGGCGUAUUGUGAGCGCACGGGUCGGACACAACCCCUGCUGUUGGGAACCCUGAAAGGCAAUAUGGGUCACUCGGAGGGCGCCUCCGGUCUGACGUCACUCAUUAAAGUGAUGAUCGCUUUUGAAAAUGAAUGCAUUCCUCCGAACAUUAAUCUCAAGAAUCUUAAGCAAGAGUUCCGACAAUACUGUCCGCCAUUAUUGCCGGUCACACAAAAGCUUAAGUAUAAGCCGGGUUUGGCUGCAGUGAACAACUUUGGUAUCGGAGGAGUGAACGAUCACGUGAUCGUUGAACCCAACCCACGGGUGCCGAGCGGUGACAGCCAUAGACUGUGCGAACCGAUGGCCCGAUUGGUGUUGAUCUGCGGCCGAACCGAAGAGUCGGUCAAACAUAUCAUGAAUUUCAUCGAAAGUUCGCCGAAGAAAGUGACCAAAGAGUUCGUCACUCUAUUGUGUCGAUCCAUGAAAUACACGCCUAAUGUUAACUCAACCGGAUUUCCCGUCAGAGGAUCAAUUAUAAUCAAUGAGACAAAUGAUGGCAAAAGUGAAGUGAAAUACAGUUAUAAGAGACAGAUAUCUGUAAUGAAAGACAAAACACUUCCACCCCUUUGGAUGGUAUUCCCGGGUUUGGGCGGUCAGUGGCCGGCAAUGGCUAAGGCUUUAAUGCCUAUCAAGAUAUUCGCCGAUAAAGUGGAAGAAUGCCAUCAAAUACUACACGAGUUUAAGAUUGACUUAAAAUACAUGUUAUUAUCGGACGACAAGACAUCGAUGUCUACAAUGACUGCAAACACAAGGGAUGCGAUGAUUGUCACGUACUUCAGGGGUGCCAUCACUGAGAGUGACCCACAGAUUCCGAAGGGUUUGAUGGCAGUCGUGGGGCUGUCGAGGGCUGAGGCGCUCAAUGUCUGUCCGGAAGGGGUUUUCGUUGUCUGUAAUAACGCUAAAGAGUCUGUAGUCAUAUCAGGUCUGAAAAAUGAAAUGAAGAAAACAAUUGAUUUGUUAAAUAAAACGGGAGUUUUUGUGCGACAGUUAGAGAGCAGUGAAAUCCCAUUCCAUAGCGAAUACCUGCGCUCAUCGGCACAGCCUAUGGUCGACGCCAUUAAGAAAUAUAUGCUUAACCCUCGGCUUCGGUCAAAGAAAUGGUUGUCCACUUCAGUGAUGGUGUCGGAGCCCGAAGACGAGCGCUUGCGGUACGCGUCGGCCGAGUAUUUUGUGUACAACUUUAUGCACCCUGUUCAAUUUUAUGACCAACUCAAACACAUUUCCACCGGUGCUGUCGUACUGGAGCUGAGCCCUCACUCGCUCUUUAAGAAAAUAAUCACCGAAUCGGUGGACAGUUGUCAAUACAUUUCAUUGAUAUCCAAAGACUCGAACCAUAAAAAUGUGGAUCAGUUUCUGUCGGGAAUCUCCAAACUCUACGAAUUGGGUUUCAACCCAUCGGUGGAGCGCCUGUACCCACCCAUACAAUGGCCGGUCCCUCGAAGCACACCAUCGAUCAGUUCCCUCUUGAAGUGGGAUCACAGCCGAGACUUAUCUACUUUUACAGCAAAAUAUCCCGAAAAUAUGCUGCGAUAUGUUUGCGGAGAUAUGAAUGUUGUGGUGAACAUCGGGGCCAAGAAAGACGACUACCUGUGCGAUCACGUGGUCGACGGCAAUAACCUGUUCCCAGCGACCGGCUAUCUGAUGCUCGCGUGGCGUCAAAUGGCCGCCUCUUAUGGCCAGACAUGGGAUAAAGUUCCGGCAGUUUUCGAGAAAUGCCAGUUCUUGAGGGCAACGCUACUCUCGGCCGACGCCCCGACACGACUGACCGUCAAAUACUUUCAACACUCGGGCGAAUUUAUAAUAAUGGAAACCAAUAUACUCUGCGCCGUCGGUACUGUCCGUCGGGGCGCCGACGAUAUGCUGACCGAACAGCACCUCAUCAGUGAUGGACAGCCAGUGGUGUCGGAGUGUGAGUACCGGUUGGACAGGGAGUCCAUUAGGAAAGAGAUGCUGCCUGAUGGACAGCCAGUGGUGUCGGAGUGUGAGUACCGGUUGGACAGGGAGUCCAUUAGGAAAGAGAUGCAUAUCCGGGGCUAUGAGUACUCUAAAGGGUUUCAAAGUUUGCUUAACAUCCGGACCGCAGACUUUAGUCACGCGAACGCAGACAUCGAGUGGACGGGAAAUAUGGUAACAUUUCUGGACGGUUUGCUACAACUGGCCGUCAAUACAGUUAAUCCCUUCCGGAAACUCGUGGUUCCGGUGAUGAUCGACGCCAUACGUGUCGACCCGAACACACUCUUCGAAGCGGUGAAAAGAAAUCGUUUGGCCGAUGAAGUGGUGGACACAAACGACGGCUAUGAAGUUGACGGCACUAAUAUAUCGGGAGUGGACAUAUGUCUCGCCGAUUAUGUCCCCAACAGUGCGUCCGAACGGUUCGCGAUCUUCAGCUCCCGAUUGCCGGUAGUGUUUGACUCGAGUGUGAAUUGUGUGCUCACAUACGGCGCUGAAGUGUAUAAUAUGGUCACCGCUCCCAUCACUAGGAAAACUGAUCCCAAUAUGGUUUUAGAGAGACAUCAGUUUAUCCCAAACGACGACAACACAGCCAUCGAUGACAGACAUAGGAAACUUCUUAUUGAUAAUAUUGAAAUAUUCACACCAUUUAUGGGAAUUGGAUUUACAAGACUUGAUCCAAGACUUGUCGGACGCCAUCGUGCUUUUGAAUGGGAUAUCAAAGAGAGUUUAAUUCUCAAAACAAAUCAUUUGCUUGUCUUAAGAUAUUCACACCAUUUAUGGGAAUUGGAUUUACAAGACUUGAUCCAAGACUUGUCGGACGCCAUCGAAAGCAAUGGAUUUCUAUUAACAGUAUUUCGAUAUAAAGUGACGGAACCGGAGAUCGCAUUGAAUUCAUUGUUUGGGAAUUCAGUCACGGAUUCAGAUCUCGAGAAACGGAUCAAUGAUUUUAUGACUUAUGGCAAUGAAAUGGGAUUAAGAGUGAUAUGCAGUAAAUGCGAUACAAUUGGUUCAAAGGCUGUACUCUUCAGGAAAGUCUCGGAACCCAUACUUCCGGACAAACAAAAUAUAAUCCGGUUUAACGACAAAUGCGAGCAAUGGUUCCCAGUAUUGAAGGACAGAUUACUGAUGGCCAGUGAAUUGGGUGCCGACAGUCCUCGGGUUUGGCUCAUUGCCAGCGACUCGUGUUAUAACGGAGUAAUGGGUUUAGCAAAGAGUCUACGUCUGGAACCGGGAGGCGAACACUUCAGAUAUAUUUUCAUUUACGACAAAAACACCGCAAAUACAGACAUAGACUUCAAUACAAAGCCAUUCAGCGAUAUAUUGGCCAACGAUUUGGUGUCAAAUGUGAUCAGAGAUGGAAAACUCGGUUCCUAUCGAUACCAGAGUUUUUGCAAAAAUUUUAAUAAAAUCAAAUCAAAUGAGUAUUACUUGGGUUUAGGAAAGGGUCGGGACUUGUCGUCAAUCGAGUGGACGGACGCCACCUCUGCUCCGAUUACUGACACCUAUUAUGACGUGAAGAACAAAUUGAGACAAUCGGUCAAAAUCGAGAUCUACUGCUUGGCCAUAAUCUUUCGGGACGUACUCAUAGCCACCGGUGAAAUACCGGCGCUUUCAGACCUGUUUGAGCAACAAAUUGGUCACGAGUUUGCCGGCCGUCAGGCCGAUACCGGGGAACGGGUUAUGGGUAUAAACCACGGCAAAUGUGUGGCCACCAGUACUCGUGUGGACCCGUAUUUGUUCACAACAAUACCCGACAACUGGUCUAUGGAAGAGGCGGUCACUAUUUUGAGCCCGUAUUUCACGGUAUGGUAUGGACUGAUAGAGAGGGCACAUAUCAGACGAGGCGAGAUUGUGUUAAUCCAUUCGGCGGCGGGAGGUGUGGGUCAGGCGGCCAUUAAUGUGUGCCAACACUACGGCUGCGAUAUAUACGCGACGGUCGGCACCGAAGAGAAGAAACAGUUUCUCAUAAAUACAUACAAAAUACUGGAGAAUAAGAUAUUCUCGUCGAGAAGUAUUGAAUUUAAGAGUCAAGUCAUGCGAUCGACUGCCGGACGGGGAGUAGAUGUAGUGCUCAACUCUUUGGCCGGCGAUAAGUUGGACGCGAGCUAUGAGUGUGUGGGCACAGGCGGACGGUUUGUGGAGUUGGGAAAAAUGGAUAUGUUUAUGAAUAAAAAGCUUCCGAUGUAUAACUUAUUGAGGGAUUUGUGUAUUAUAUGUGUUUCACUGGACGAGAGUGUAUUGGCCCGCGAGUAUGUUUGGGACGCUUUUUAUACAUGGGUUCACCAGAACUGCACCAAUGGAUGCGUAAAACCGUUGAAUCGGACGGUAUUUCCGGCCGAAGACGCCGAGAAGGCCUUCCGAUACAUGACUACCGGUAAACAUAUCGGGAAAAUAGUUAUCCGUAUUCGUGAAGAGGAGGCGAACCGAAAGCCGUGGAAAUGCGUAAAACCGGCCGAUAGUAUGACUGUUAGCACAAAGACUUACUUCAAUCCCAAUAAGACUUAUAUAAUAACCGGAGGUUUGGGUGGCUUUGGGUUAGAGUUGUGUCAAUGGAUGGUAUAUAACGGGGCUGCCUGUGCUUACGCUGACGGGUGUCUCAGCACAAGGGAUGCGAUGAUUGUCACGUACUUCAGGGGUGCCAUCACUGAGAGUGACCCACAGAUACCGAGGGGUUUGAUGGCAGUCGUGGGGCUGUCGAAGGCUGAAGCGCUCAAUGUAUGUCCGAAAGGGGUUUUUGUUGUUUGUAAUAACGCUAAGGAAUCUGUAGUCAUAUCAGGUCCGAAGAAAGAAAUGGUGGAAACAAUUGAUUUGUUGAAUAAAAGGGGACUUUUUGUGAGACAGUUAGAGAGCAAUGAACUCCCAUUCCAUAGCGAAUACCUGCGCUCAUCGGCACAGCCUAUGGUCGACGCCAUCAAUGAAUAUAUGCCUAACUCUCGGCUUCGGUCCAGGAAAUGGUUGUCCACUUCGGUAAUGGUGUCGGAGCCCGAAGACGAACGCUUGCGUUACGCGUCGGCCGAGUAUUUUGUACACAACCUAAUGCAUCCUGUUCAAUUUUACGAUCGACUCAAACAUAUACCCACCGGUGCUGUCGUAUUAGAGUUGAGCCCGCAUUCAGUUUUUGGCAAAAUAAUGGCCGAAUCGGUGGACAAUUGUCAAUACAUAUCAUUGAUAUCCAAAAACUCAAAUCAUAAAAAUAUUAAUCAAUUUCUGUCGGGAAUCUCUAAACUAUAUGAAUUAGGUUUCAAUCCAUCGGUGGAGCGCCUGUACCCACCCAUACAAUGGCCGGUCCCUCGAAGUACACCAUCGAUCAGUUCUCUUAUUAAGUGGGAUCACAGCCGAGACCUAUCUGUCUAUACGUCUAAAUGGCCGCAAAAUAAGUUACGAUCCGUUUCCGGGGAUAUGAAUGUUGUGGUGAACAUCGGGUCCAAGAAAGACGACUACCUGUGCGAUCACGUGGUCGACGGCAAUAACCUGUUCCCAGCGACCGGUUAUCUGAUGCUCGCGUGGCGUCAAAUGGCCGCCUCUUAUGGCCAGACCUGGAAUAAAGUUCCGGCAAUUUUCUCGAAGUGUCAGUUUUUGAGGGCGACAUUCCUCGCAGCGGACGUAUCGACAAGACUUACCGUCAAAUAUUAUAAACGAACGGGCGAUUACAGUAUCGAAGAAAACGACAUUAUAUGCGCCGUCGGGACUGUCCGUCGCGGCGCCGACGAUAUGCUGACCGAUCAGCACAUCAUCAGUGAUGGACAGCCAAUGGAGUCGGAGUGUGAGUACCGGUUGGACAGGGAGUCCAUUAAGAAAGAGAUGCAUAUCCGGGGCUAUGAGUACUCCAAAGGGUUUCAGUCGUUGACAAAUAUGCGGACCAAUGAUUUCAGUCGGGUUUCGGCGGACAUCGAGUGGACGGGAAAUAUGGUUACAUUUUUGGACAGUUUGCUACAAAUAACCGGUUGUUUGUUUCCCUUCCGGAAACUCGUGGUUCCGGUGAUGAUCGACGCCAUACGUGUCGACCCGAACACACUCUUCGAGGCGCUGAAGAGGAAUCGUUUGGCCGAUAAUGUGGAGGACACCGCCGAUGGCCAAGUUGUUGACACAACUAAUAAAGAAGAGUUUACCAGAUGUUUAAACGACAACUUCAACAGCAAUUACAAUAAUAAUCUUAGGGAACGGUUCCAACUCUUUCGCUCACAAUUGCCAAUAAUAUUUGACUCGUUGACCAAUUGUGUGCUCACAUACGGGGCUGAAGUGUUUAAUAUGGUCACCGCUCCCAUCGCGAAGAAGACUGAUCCCAAUAUGGUUUUAGAGAGACAUGAGUUUAUCGCAAACGACGACAAUAUGGCCAUCGAUGACAGACAUAGAAAACUACUUAUUGAUAAUAUUGAAGUUUUCACGGAUUCAGAUCUCGAGAAACGGAUCAAUAAUUUCACGACUUAUGGCAAUGAAAUGGGAUUAAGAGUGAUAUGCAAUAAAUGCGAUACAAUUGGUUCAAAGGCUGUACUCUUUAGGAAAGUGUCGGAAACAAUACUUCCUGACAAACAAAAUAUAAUUCAUAUAAACGGCAAAUGCGAGCAAUGGUUCCCACUAUUGAAGGACAGACUACUGAUGGCCAGUGAAUUGGGUGCCGACAGUCCGCGGGUUUGGCUCAUUGCCAACGACUCGUGUAUAAACGGAGUAAUGGGUUUAGCAAAGAGUCUACGUCUGGAACCGGGAGGCAAACACUUUAGAUAUAUUUUCAAUUACGACAAAAACACCACAAAUACGGAAAUAGACUUCAAUACAAAGCCAUUCAGCGAUAUAUUGGCCAAUGAUUUGGUGUCUAAUGUGAUCAAAGAUGGAAGUCUCGGUUCCUAUCGAUACCAGAGCUUUGAAAAAGAUUUCGAUAAAAUCCAAUCAAAUGAGUAUUACUUGAGUUUAGGAAAGGGUCGAGACUUGUCGUCACUCGAGUGGACGGAUGCCACGAACUUCACCACUACUGACCACUACUACGACGUGACCAACAAAAAGAGGGAAUUAGUAAACGUCGAGAUCUACUGCUCGUCCGUUAUUUUCCGAGACGUACUCAUAGCUUCCGGCAAAAUACCGGUGUUUUCAAAGAUAUCCGAUCAACAAAUUGGUCACGAGUUUGCAGGCCGUCGGGCAGAUACCGGGGAACGGGUUAUGGGUAUAAAUCACGGCAAGAGUGUGGCCACCAGUACUCGUGUGGACCCGUUUCUGUUCACAACAAUACCCGACAAUUGGUCUAUCGAAGAGGCGGUCACUAUUUUAAGUCCGUAUUUCACUGUAUGGUAUGGACUGUUAGAGAGGGCACAUAUCAGACGAGGCGAGAGUAUAUUAAUCCAUUCGGCGGCAGGAGGUGUGGGUCAGGCGGCCAUCAAUGUGUGCCAACACUACGGCUGCGAUAUAUACGCGACGGUCGGCACUGAAGAGAAGAAACAGUUUCUCAUAAAUACAUACAAAAUACCGGCGAAAAAGAUAUUCUCGUCGAGAAGUACGCAAUUCAAGAGUCAAGUCAUGCGAUCGACUGCCGGACGGGGAGUGGAUUUGGUGCUCAACUCUUUGGCCGGCGAUAAGUUGGACGCGAGCUAUGAGUGUGUGGGCACAGGCGGACGGUUUGUGGAGUUGGGAAAAAUGGAUUUGUUUCAGAACCGAAAGCUCCCGAUGUAUAACCUAUUGAGGGAUUUGUCUAUUAUUGCCGUUUCUCUGGAUGAGAGUGUAUUAGAUAGAGAACAUAUCUGGCAUACAUUUUACAGUUGGGUUCACCACAACUGCAGCAAUGGUUGCGUAAAACCAUUAAAUUGGACCGUAUUUUCGGCCGCAGAGGCCGAGAUGGCCUUCCGAUACAUGACUACCGGUAAACAUAUCGGGAAAAUAGUUAUCCGUAUUCGUGAAGAGGAGAAAAACAAAAAGCCGUUGAAACUAAUAAAAUCGGCCGAUAAAUUGACUGUCAGUACAAAGACUUACUUCAAUCCCAAUAAAUCCUAUAUAAUAACCGGAGGUUUGGGUGGCUUUGGGUUAGAGUUGUGUCAAUGGAUGGUAUAUAUGGGCGCAAAAAGAUUGGUGUUGACCUCCCGUUCGGGUCUUAAAAAUGAUUACCAGAAAUAUAUUGUCAAUCGAUUGAAGGCUUUCGGCAAAACAAACAAAGCAUUUAAAAAUCAGAUCAUUGUUUCUACGGCUGACUGUUUAACUAUUGAGGGGACAAAACAACUGUUGGAUGAGUGCAAAGAGUUGGGCGCACCCAUCGGUGGUGUCUUUCAUUUGGCCCUCGAGUUAAACAAUUGUCUCUUCAGUGAAGUGUCUUUCGAGACAUUCAUGAAAACCGUUGACAUAAAAGAGAAGAUAUGCCAAAAUUUGGAUCAAUUUAGUCGAGAGUUGGAUUAUUAUUUAGAUUAUUUUGUGGUGUUUUCGUCCCUUUCAUCCGGAUUGGGAAUUGAGGGCCAACUGAACUAUACUUACGGUAACUCUAUUUGCGAGCGUAUUUGCGAACAGAGACAGAGAGACGGCCUGUCGGGUCUGGCCGUACAGUUUGGUCCGAUCGGAGACGUCGGAGUGAUGUCUGAUAUGACACAAACGUUUGCAUUUACGACAACUCAGAAACAACGGAUACAUUCGUGUUGUGAAGUAUUGGACAAACUAUUGGCCGUACAAUACCCGGUCGUAUCUGUAAAUGUGAAAACAGUGGAGAACUCAUUGUUAAAACUGGACACUGAGACUAAAGAGGGCUCGAAAUGGUUUAUACACAAGUUGUGGGGAUCUCUAGGUAUCGACCCGUCGGCCACUCCGGCGGACACAACUUUAGGAGAGAUCGGAAUUGAGUCCAUAUUUGCCUCAGAAUUACAGCAAGAAAUGGGAAAACUCUGUAAUCAAACGAUUCAACUAAAGUUCAUUAAAGACAUGUCUGUCGGACUGCUUCGGGAGUUUGAGUCCGAAGGCGAUGACAACAUUAAAGGCUAUUUUAAUGGCAUAAAAAAGGCUCAAAUAUCGCUCUUAAAGUAUAGGUUUGUGAUUCCUGUGGAAACACACGUCAGACUCAAUGGUGUCUCAAACGGAAAGCCUUUGUAUUUAAUGCCGACUCUGGAGAUGGGGUUUGCAUUGUAUGACCAUUUGGUUCAAAAUAUUAACCGACCGGUUGUUGGACUCAAUUGGACUCCAGUUGUGAAUAGAUUGUCAACUUUGAAGGAAGUGAUGAAAUACUUCACUGAUUUGAUGGCAAGACUCGAACCAAAUGGUGGUUACGAUGUGUUGGGAUCGACGGACGGAGCGAUCAUUUGUGGCCAACUCUUGCGGAAAGGUUUGGCAGAGAAGGCGGUUAUGAUUGACGUGCUGUCGAAACAGCGUUUCCGAGAGGACGACCUGAAGGAUGAUAUGGUAUUGGAGUUGAUAUUGAAUUGUCUUUUGGAUGACUUACCCAUCGAUUACAAGAGGAGGAUAUUGAGAGACAGUUGUGACCAAAACAUUAAGUCCAGAGUCAAAAGAAUUGGCGCUGAAUUACGUGAGUUUGUGGGAAAAGCAAUGAUAUCUCAAGACUUGGACCUAAUGUUGGAAACAAUGGUUAAACGGAUCCGAAUGUUAUGGACGUAUAGAUUGAAUAAAAAACAAAAGUUUGGAAACGAUUUCAAAACAAUGAUUAACAAGAAGUGGCCAAAAAUGAACGACAAAUUUGUGGUUAUAUUAAUGUCUUCACAAUUGGACUCAAUGGACGACAAUAGUAAUGAAUAUCUCAAUACUUCUAAUCAUUUCUAUUUGAUUCCUAACUCAGAGGAUUUGCCCUCAAAUAUAACUACUGUUUGUGUGGACACAAGUGAAUCAAUUCAAGUGACAAAUACUGUAAUCGUUGAGAAAUUGGUCCAAAUAUUCAACAAAUAA